Thamnophis sirtalis is the source of this 1589-nucleotide messenger RNA. The record is from RefSeq and is a predicted model, not a curated record. Lineage: Eukaryota; Metazoa; Chordata; Lepidosauria; Squamata; Natricidae.
AUGCCAGGAGAUCUUUCUGGACAAGGGCAUCUGGCUACUGCUCUUAUCAUUGCCAUGUCCACUAUUUUCAUAAUGGCUAUUGCUAUUGUGCUGAUCAUCAUGUUUUACAUUAUGAAAACUAAAACUUCAGCUCAAGCAUGCUGCACCAGCCAGUCAGUGAAGACAGUAGAAGCCCAGGCUGACAUACAGGAAGAAAAAACAGAAGCCCAAGAAAAUGGAAAAAUUUUCUCUGAAAAAGAUGAAUUUGGAAAAUUGACAGCAACUCCAGCUAAGGUUGUCAAGAGCGAAAAUGAUGCUUCUUCAGAGAAUGAGAGGCUUUUAAGUCGCAGCAUGGACAGCGAUGAAGAAGCUGCAAUUGACAAGCAAGGGUCUCCGGAAUUGUGUUUGUUGUCUCUGGUACAUUUGGCUCGAGAUAAAUCUUCAACAAACAACAAAUCAACCGGAAGGUUGGCAGAAGGUUAUGUUGGCCUCAGUCCUACAGAACUGCCCUUUGAUUGCCUGGAAAAGACCAGCAGGAUGCUCAGCUCCACUUACAACACUGAGAAAGCCAUUGUGAAGACCUGGCGCCAUCUUGCUGAGAGCUUUGGAUUGAAACGGGAUGAAAUUGGUGGCAUGACAGAUGGCAUGCAAGUCUUUGACCGCAUCAGCACAGCUGGCUAUAGUAUCCCAGAACUGCUGACAAAACUGGUUCAGAUUGAGCGAUUGGAUGCCGUUGAGUCUCUCUGUGUAGACAUCUUAGAAUGGGCCCAAGUGAUGCCAAAGCCUGAUCCAGCUGUGACUUCCUGACAUGCAUUUUUGUGAUAUUCAUCUCCAGAGGAUGAUGGGGUGAUUGAAAUAACAAAGGGAUUGAGAAGGAGAUAAACUUUUGAAGCUUCUGUAGCUUUUGUUUCAGUAUCGUUUUUGCUAUUGAAACAAUUUAAUUGUUUGGGGUUUUUGGAAUCAAAUACAAAGUGCUCAAACUGAAGACUUUUUCAACAAGACUUGUUUAUGUCCCAAAAAAAUAUUACAGUUCAUUUACAGUUCCAUUUACAAGCAUGAGUACAGAUCAAUCUAGUAUCGUUACUUGUUUUGAAGAAAUAUGGGUUAAUUUUGUUUCGGUCCUGGAUAAUGAAUAUGUCACAUCAAAAAUAGUGAUCUAUGUGAAAAUCUGUGCUGCUACAAGAAGUAUUUUUUGAAUUAUAAUUUUUCUCCCAUAUAUUAUGGAUUUGGGGAGGAAAAAAUCCAUGCCUGUAGGUGAAGUUGGCUGAAUUAUCAUUAUUAUAAAAUCUAUAGCUUUAUUCCAAUUUACUCAAAUUGUAGCAAGUAAGAGUUUGUACAUGUGGUCCACACAGAAAUUUCAGCAAUAUUUUCAUAGAUACUAGUGAAAACUUAAACUACUUAUAAUAUAAGCAGAAUUUAUUUAUUAAUGUAUUAUUGCAUUUCAUAAACAUCUGAUCGGGGCCAUCUUUUAUGUACUAGAACAAACAAAUGGGAACAUUUGUUAGUUCUUGAAAAGAGAUCAUUAACAACAAGAAGAAGCCUCUAAUAAAUCUACCAAAUUGAUCAACUUUAGAUGCAAAGGAAAUUAAUGACCGUUGAAACACUUUUAU